AUGGAAGGAGGGAUGAGAAGCAAGGCGGAGAUAGAAGCGAACAAGCCAGAGAGGGGGAUAGGGAGACAGGGGAUGAGUCCGCUGAGCCAGGCGUUGUGGAAGGAGAAGGUAGAGACGGAGUUCAUAGGCGAUGUGUCCGCGAGGCUGUCAUGGAAGGAUCUGACCGUGACGGCGACGGUGGGCGGCGGGGAGGCGAAGGCGGUGCUGACGGGAGUCACCGGCUACGCCAAGCCCAGGACGAUGACGGCGGUGAUGGGUCCUUCGGGGUCGGGGAAGUCAACGCUCCUCGACGCCCUCUCCGGCCGCCUUCCCUCCAACGCCUUCCUCUCCGGUACCGUCCUCCUCAAUGGCCGCAAUACCAAGCUAUCCUUUGGGACUGCGGUGAGUUGUUAUCUCUUUGUCCUCUCAGAAAGAUAGAUAGAUAAAUCGAGAGAGAGAGAGAUAGAGAGCGGGGAGAGACGAAGAGAGGAGGAGAGAGAGAGAGAGAGAGAGAGAGAGAGAGAGAGAGAGAGAGAGGGGGGAGGGAGAGAAGAGGAGAGAGAGAGAGGGGGAGAGAGGGGGGGAGAGGGAGAGAGGAGAGAGAGAGAGAGAGGGGGAGAGAGAGGGAGAGAGAGGGAGAGAGAAAGAGAGAGAGAGAGAGAGAGAGAGAGAGAGAAAGAGAGAGAGAGAGAGAGAGAGAGAGAGAGAGAGAGAGAGAGAGAGAGAGAGAGAGAGAGAGAGAGAGAGAGAGAAAGAGAGAGAGAGAGAGAGAGAGAGAGAGAGAGAGAGAGAGAGAGAGAGAGGGGGAAAGAGAGGGAGAGAGAGGGAGGGAGCGAGAGAGGGAGGGAGCGAGAGAGAGAGGGAGCGAGAGAGAGAGAGAGAGAGCUUACAGAAAGCAAGGGAGUUAUCUAUCUGGAUUAUAUUGCUAACUAGGAGUCAUCUCGGCCAAUCCCGACCAUGAUAAACCCCUCAUGUAAUACAGUUAGCCAACGUUGAAUUAUUGUUAACUAUUGUUAACUAUUUUGGAGUUGAGAAGUGUUUAUCUGACGUCCAUCUGUUACAGGCUUACGUGACUCAGGAGGACAACCUGAUCUCCACUCUGACAGUGAGGGAGACCAUAUCCUACACGGCACACCUCCGUCUGCCGGAAAAGAUGCCGUGGUCGGAGAAGAAGUGCCUCGUCGAUGGAACCAUCGACGAGAUGGGCCUCCGGGACUGCGCCGACACGCCGAUCGGCAACUGGUACCUGCGCGGGAUCAGCACCGGCGAGAAGAGGCGGGUCAGCAUCGCCGUCGAGAUCCUAAUGCGUCCCCGCCUCCUCUUCCUCGACGAACCGAUCAGUGGUCUCGACAGGUAGGAGGAAGCUCCACUGUACGCCCUCUCACGUCCAUAGGGUUUCCUCCGAUUCCUCUAAGCCCAGCGGCCGUUUUCAGUGCCUCCGCCUUCUUCGUCGUCCAGACGCUGAGAAACCUCGCCAGAGAUGGAAGAACAGUGAUCGCCUCCGUCCACCAGCCCAGCAAUGAAGUCUUCGACCUCUUCGACCACCUCUGCCUGCUCUCAGGAGGGCGAAUCGUCUACUUCGGCCAGGCAUCGGAAGCGUACGAUGUAGGCCGACAACCUCCUCUUCACUUUCAUCUGAUUUCCAUGUAAAGAGAUCUAAGCCGAGAAUCUCCGAUCGUCAAGUUCUUCACCCACGCCGGGUUCCCGUGCCCACCGCUGAGGAACCCCUCGGACCAUUUCCUCCGGUGCAUCAACUCGGAUUUCGACAAGGUUGGAGCCACACUCAAGGUAGGAUCUCUCUUCCCGAAUCUCUAGCCCACGGAAUGAACGAUUUCAUCUCCUAACGGAGCUUUCCAUCUCUCUUCCUUCUUCUCUAGUCUGAGCGUGGGGUUGAUCCCCCGGAGGAAGUCACCGCCGCAGAGGCGACCCUGCGGCUGAUCCAUUUAUACAAUACUUCACCGUAUAGCCGUGCGACGAGAGAGGAGGUAGAAGAGAUGGCCAAAGUGGUAUGUAGACUAGACACGAACGAAGAUUGGCUGACUGAGAUGCUCCCAGUACAGGUUCUCACCGGAGCUUCGUCUUGCAGGAGGGUCUGGUAUUGGAGUCGAUGGGAAGCCAGGCCAGCUUCCUGAUGCAGACUCGGACCCUGGUAAGGCGGUCCUUCACCAACAUGUGGAGGGAUUUCGGGUACUACAGGAUGCGGUUCAUCAUCUACGUGAUCGUCUCCAUCUGCAUCGGGACCAUCAACUGGAACCUGGGAACGAGCUACACCGCGAUCCAGGUACUUUCUUUUCUUCCCACUUUGGCUUCCCCUUGUUGAACCCUAACUCCGUGGAGCUGGCUGAAACAGUCAAGAGGGGCAUGCUCCGCUUUCGUCUUCGGCUUCGUCACCUUCAUGUCGGUCGGGGGGUUCCCCUCCUUCGUUGAGGAUAUGAAGGUGAGCUUUGCAGACCCUCACCUUUGGGGGUCGCGCGCGCGCGCGAGAGAGAGAGAGAGAGAGAGAGAGAGAGAGAGAGAGAGAGAGAGAAACUCACUAAUAGAAACUUUGGGGGGUGCAGGUUUUCCAGAGAGAGAGGCUCAACGGGCACUACGGCGUGGCGGCGUUCGCCAUCAGCAACACGCUCUCGGCGGUGCCCUUCCUGAUCCUCAUCUCCAUCACCGCCGGGAGCAUCUGCUACUCUAUGGUGCGCCUGCACCCGGGGUUCAGCCACUACCUCUUCUUCGUCCUGGGUCUCUACGCUAGCAUCACCGUCGUAGAGAGCUUGAUGAUGGUCGUGGCCACCUUCGUCCCCAACUUCCUAAUGGGCCUCAUGAUCGGCGCCGGAAUACAGGUGAGCCCUCAACACCACACCUCACAAAAACAGUAGGACGGCAGCUGUGUGACGAGUCAUUAAUGUUUCGUGGGCCAGGGGAUCUUCAUGCUGGUUUCCGGGCACUACCGGCUCCCCCAGGACCUCCCGAAACCCGUCUGGAAGUACCCCUUGUCCUACAUCAGCUUCCACUUCUGGGCCCUACAGGUAAGCAUUUACCCGCGGAGACGCUAAAACAGUCAUCCUCCGUCAGUCAACGCCCUUCAUUACAAUUUAUCCCCCCACCUCCGAGCAGGGCCAGUACAAGAACGACUUCGAGGGGCUGUCCUUUGAGAACCAAUCGCCGGAGCUCCCCCGGAUCCCCGGAGAGUACGUGCUCCAGAAGCUCCUGCGGGUCAGCAUCCAACGGUCCAAAUGGAUCGAUCUGAGCGUCCUCUUCAGCAUGGUCAUCAUCUACCGGCUCCUGUUCUUUGCCAUGAUCAAAGCCAGAGAGGAAGUGACCCCGCGGCUCAGGCGACGCGCCGCCAGGAGGAUGCUUCUCCGGCAGGAGAGGAGAGGCGGCGCAGCCGACGACAUGGCCCUGGGCUCCCUCGACCGAUCUCCGUCCCUGAGGAUGCAAGGAGAAGGCGUUUACAUCGGCUAG
Molecule: messenger RNA, 3432 nt
Organism: Spirodela intermedia
Lineage: Eukaryota; Viridiplantae; Streptophyta; Magnoliopsida; Alismatales; Araceae
Source: the annotation of a GenBank genome assembly